Messenger RNA from Amoebophrya sp. A120, 455 nucleotides. NCBI's taxonomy places the organism in Eukaryota, Dinophyceae, Syndiniales, Amoebophryaceae. The record is from the annotation of a GenBank genome assembly.
GAAGCCGAUUUGCGAAAAGCAAACUCUUGUUUAUUUGUUGAAGUAGAAGUAUCGCGUCUGCACACCUCUACUUACACGACUUUGAGUCAAACAAAAACCACUGUAAAUCUUUCGACAAAAUCUUCGCACACACGCAAAACAACUCACACCAAAGUACUUACUAAAAAAAAGUCCGCUACUUCUUCAACACUCACCAACCACUUUGGAAGCUAGCUUCUCCUUCUGUUGCAUUUCAACAAGGAGUUGUAUUUCGACCGACGUAAGUUUCAUUACGAUUCUGGAAAUAAUAAACAAUUUUCUUCCGAAACUACAAACAGUACUUCUGUACACCUCUUCAAGAAAGAACGAUUGCAAAGAAGAUGCCGGUUCAUUUUAUGAACAAGAAGCGCCAGGCGGCUGCCGGCGCAGCUGCAGUCACGACUUUUGCAGGAGCUGCCUCGUUGUUGGCUAUUGAA